Molecule: messenger RNA, 4761 nt
Organism: Onychostoma macrolepis
Lineage: Eukaryota; Metazoa; Chordata; Actinopteri; Cypriniformes; Cyprinidae
Product: gastrula zinc finger protein XlCGF57.1-like
Exons: 5
Coding region: 338-1891 (517 amino acids)
Biological process (GO): regulation of transcription by RNA polymerase II
Molecular function (GO): DNA-binding transcription factor activity; zinc ion binding; RNA polymerase II cis-regulatory region sequence-specific DNA binding
Source: RefSeq, a predicted model, not a curated record
GUUACUGUCUCAACAGGAACGAGAUGGACAAGAUGGGUACAAGCUAAUGAGCUUCUUUAUUUCCACAAAUCCAACAUUGACGGGCUCAUGAUGAAACAGCUUUAUAAAAACACAGCGCUCUAAUUAUUAAGAGAUGUUCUUCACUGUUUCCUGAAGCUGAGAGUGUAGCUGCCAGCUGCACAAAGACUGUUUCUAUAAAGUGGGGCAAUUACAACUUGCGAGGACAGUCUGGUGCUUCUGACUCACAGCCUAGAGGUCUGGCUCUGUACUUCUCCUCCUCUUUCCCACUGAGGGACGUCUGGAGACCGGGGUGACCGGUGUAGGACACACAGACUGGAUGUUUGCUGGCAGGCUGCUGGUGCUGGGCUCUGGCUCUACAGGAAAGAAACUCCUGCUGAAGCACACUGUUAUAAAGAUGGCGUUUAUUAAAGAGGAGAGAGAAGACCUGAAGAUUGAAGAAGCUUUUACUGUCAAACAAGAAGAUACUGAGCAACAACAAACAGAGAUGAUGUUUAUUAAAGAGGAGAGAGAAGACGUGAAGAUUGAAGAAGAUUUCAGAGUCAAACAUGAAGAUACUGAGACACAACAAACAGACCUGACGCCACUGAAAGAGGAGAGUCAAGACCUGAAUGAAAUGGAACAGAAAAAUCAGGAUGAGAAAUAUCAUGAUUUCAUGGCUGGGGAAAAAUCUUUUUGUUACUCACAGACUUAUAAAUCUGAAACUACAAACCUUAAAGUGCAGACGAGUGUUCACACUGGAGAGCGCCCUUACAGCUGUCAACACUGUGGAAAGAGUUUCAUUCAAAAAAGAAGUCUUAAAAUCCACUUAAAAAUCCACACUGGAGAGAAUUUGUUCAUGUGCUCUCAGUGUGGAAAGAGUUUUACAUUGAAAACAACCCUUAAAUCCCACUUGAGGAUUCACACUGGAGAGAGCCCUUUCACCUGCCAACAGUGUGGGAAGAGUUUCUCAGUAAAAGGAAGUCUUAAAAUUCACAUGAGAAUUCACUCUGGAGAGAAGCCGUUCAUCUGCUCUCAGUGUGGAAAGAGUUUCAAACAGAAAAAAGAACUUGAUGUCCACAUGAGAGUUCACACUGGAGAGAAGCCUUUUGAUUGUGAUCAGUGUGGAAAGAGUUUCAGAUAUAAAGCACACCUUAAUGAUCACAUUAACAUUCACUCAGGAGAGAAAUGUUUUGAAUGUGAUCAGUGUGGAAAGAGUUUCCCAUGCAAAGUAAACCUCGAGAAUCACAUGAGAGUUCACACUGGAGAGAACCCGUAUAAUUGUGAUCAGUGUGAAAAGAGUUUCAGAUAUGAAGCACAGCUUAAUGAUCACAUGAGGAGUCACUCGGGAGAGGACUGUUUUAUAUGUCAUCAGUGUGGAAAGAGUUUCCCACGCAGAAUAAACCUCAAGAUUCACAUGAGAGUUCACACUGGAGAGAAGCCUUUCACCUGCCCUCAGUGUGGAAAGUGUUUCUCAGUUAGAGGAAACCUUAAUACUCACAUGAGAGUUCACACUGGAGAGAAACCGUAUAAUUGUGAUCAGUGUGGAAAGAGUUUCAGAUAUAAAGUACCGCUUAAUGAUCACAUGAGGAUUCACACAGAGGAGAACAGUUUUGUAUGUCAUCAGUGUGGAAAGAGUUUCUCACGCGGAAUUAACCUCGAGAUUCACAUGAGAGUUCACACUGGAGAGAAGCCUUUCACUUGCCCUCAGUGUGGAAAGAGCUUCACGGUUAAAGGAAGCCUUGAUAUUCACAUGAGAAGUCACACUGGAGAGAGGCCUUACAAGUGUCUUCAGUGUGAAAAGAGUUUCAAAAGUAACCCAAACCUGAAACGGCAUUUGCGAACUCAUUCUGGAAAUAAACUGCCAUUGUCCUCAGUGUUACAAAAGGUUUAGAAAAAGGAGAAAUUUCAGCAAUCAUCUGUGCAUUCACUCUAGAGCAGGGAUCUCCAACACGUCGCUCGUGAGCUACCAGUAGCUCAUGGCCUGAUUGGAUGUAGCUCGCCAAGACAUAUAUUGGCCGUGAGAUUAUUUUAAUGAUCCCGUUACAUAUUUUAAUUAUCAUUAAACCCGUAUUUGAUUAUCGCGAUUUGAAGAAUCUCACGCAGACGCAACACGUAGAGUAGUUUUGUGUGAAAGCAUGACUGAAGGCAGACUGCUGAGGGAAAUUAUAAGUAAGGAAUAAUUGACGACGGGCCGUUGGAUUAUUAGAAAAAUAAUGCACACCCGAGGUGGUGAUGCGGUCACACCUCAAGACAUCGAUCAGAUGAUAUAUUUCAAGGCAUUCGUCCGGUAUUUCUACUUAAAUCGCUAUUGUGAGUAGGAUUAUUUCUUCCGCAUUUCAUCCAGCGCCUCCGUUGCUAAUUCCAAAAUGUCAUUUUAAACCUAGUAACGGAGGCUUGAGCCAUUAACAGAUUAAUGCAGUUAAUACAGUUAAUAACUAAGUUAUGAGAGAGAGAGAGAAAAUUGCCUCUGUACGUCUCUCAAUAGUGUUCGGCAGUAAUGUCUCUAGUUAUAGUGAAACUUAGUUCAUUUUCUUCACAAACAGCGCCGUUGUUGUUACCUCGCUUGUGAGAAGUCAUGUAGUUUUUAAGUUGUUUACUGAUAAAAUCGUCAGAGUAGCGCUAACAACAUUAGCGCAGUGUGUGCAAACUGUAACUGUUAUGUGUGUGCGGUCUGUGAGGGAGAGAGAGAGCGGGAGAGAUAGAGUAUGUGUGCUUUCCGUACUUUUGUGGCAAAAACAUGGACAUGAUCUGUCGUUUUUAUCCUUUUGAUUACUAUAUUUAUUUAUUUGGCCAGUGUGGUUGUGGGUUUUGGUUAUUUUGCUGUUGUAAAACCUUUGAAAUAACAGAAAUCAUUUGGCGAAGUGAUAUGGUCAUGUAAUGCGGUCAAGAGCUGCCUGGAACUACGUUCACCGUGCGUUUCUCUGAAAAUAAUUGCACACCUCAGAACGUUCGUCAGCCAAUCAGAUUCAAGCAUUCAACGGCCCCGUAGUAUAAGAAAGAAUAUUUGAUUUCAUUGUGUGAAUUUCAUUUCAUUUGUGCGAAUGCAUAAUAGGAAACCGACUGUCUUCAGAAAAUUUUCGAUUGCAUUUGCUUUCCAUCUUCCCUCCGUAUAACGCGUAAUAAAGCAGUGUUUAGAAGCGCAGCGCAGCUUUGUUUGCAGAGGUUACCGUGGAAACAGCUCUUUUCUGCAGUUCAUAAGCGCCAUCUGCUGUCAAACUGGAUUUACAAAUUCAUUCAGUCUGUCUGCCAUAUUUUUGUUCAGAGUCAGACCAAUGUGAAAAUCAGCCCAGAUUUUUGUUGUAAAUCUUAACCGGUCAAUGGAAAAUAGCCUACCUCGUUAUCAGAAGUGUUGAGAUUUUUAUAAUGCACAUUAGCUUAUGAAGAACUGUUUAUGGAGCAAAUAAAAUUUUAUUUAUCAUUCUGACUCAUCCUUUUAUUAAAAAAAAAAAGAUUUAAAGGCUGAUAUGUUACAAUUUUAUUUUAAAAAUGGUCAAAACUUUAUUUGAACAUGUAGUACAUGUCAGUAGAUAACAUGUUAUGAAUAUUUUUUUUGUUUGUUUAAAAUCCGUACAUGAUUUUUAAAAAUGUUUUAUUUCACUGUUUAUGCAAACAAAAAGUGCAUAGUGCUGCUAAUUUUAUUUGUUGGCUUUUGUCAUAAAACUUUUAAUAAAAAUAUUUCGGUGUGUGUAUUUUUAUAUUUCCAGCGCAUUUUAACAACUCCAUGUAUAACAGUUUGGAUUUAUACAUUAUUUAAGAGGUUUAAGUACUGUUUAACAUUGGUAGCUCUCAGCUGCUUUCAUUUUUAAAAAGUAGCUCCCGAAUGAAAUAAGGUUGGAGACCCCUGCUCAAGAGAAAGACAGUUCGAUUUUAACAUACAUUAAAGUCGUGUAAAAAUCAUGUAAAUGUUGUACCCUUAUAAAAAAGUUGUUUCAUAUGUGAUUAGUGUACUUAUUUUAAACUAAAAGUAAGGAAUUAUACUUUUAGUGUGCACAAGUGAAGAAGCAUCAGACUGAAGCAAUAGAAGCACUGCAUACGCACAUGUAAUCAUUAAACAGCUUAAAAAUCAAAACUGCUUAGCGUUACUGAAUGAAAUGUCAAACCCAUGAAGAGAAAACUACUGUGAAUCUUUGAGAGUGUUGAUAAACUCCUACGAUCCGGAUGUAAUCUUUGACAAAAACAUGAUUUUUGUUCAAAAUGUUUAGUUAAAUAUAUCCACAUUCAAGUGUAGUUUAAAAAAAUUGUGACAUUAGCAUACAUUUUUUUUAUUGCUUAAAAGCAGAGGCUCUGUUCUUUCUUUUGAUAUAAUGUAUAUUGUGACGACCUGGAGUCUUUUCUGGAUCCUAUUGGGCAGAGUGUGGCAGUUUCUGAUUAGUCUUCCCCAUCUUAAUUGUUAAUUAGCUAGGGUAUAUAGGAGUGUUGUGUUAAAUGGAGUAGUUUCUCAGGAGUGGCUCUGCUUCAAUAUGUAAGAUCUUGUUGACUCACAAUCAUUUGGUUUUUCUUUGCGUUUCUUAUAUCAUGUAGUUAAAAGUUUUGUUAUAUUUCUUUCUUUUAUUUGCUUUGUUAUUCUUAGACUUUUGUUUAUUAUCAUUACUGACUGUUGUAUUAAUUUAACUGAAAAUUGAGUGUUUAAUCUUGUACAUUACUGACACUCUAUCCUCCAAUUUGAUACUGUUAAGUGCUUUGACAAUCUGUAUUGUUAAAAGCGCUAUAUAAAUAAAGGUGACUUGACUUGACUUGACUUUAAUUCAAUAAAACAAUUUG